Messenger RNA from Zeugodacus cucurbitae (melon fly), 3305 nucleotides. It is a transcript of the gene SIFaR, whose product is annotated as neuropeptide SIFamide receptor. Gene Ontology annotation, biological process: G protein-coupled receptor signaling pathway. The transcript is spliced from 7 exons. Gene Ontology annotation, molecular function: neuropeptide Y receptor activity; peptide binding. NCBI's taxonomy places the organism in Eukaryota, Metazoa, Arthropoda, Insecta, Diptera, Tephritidae. Gene Ontology annotation, cellular component: membrane. The record is from RefSeq and is a predicted model, not a curated record. Bases 723 to 3200 code for a protein of 825 amino acids.
UGAGUGAGCCAAAAAUAACGGUAAAUGGGGAGUAGCAGCGUUGAAAGAGUAGCACAGUGAUGUUGGUGUUGUUUUUGGUUGUGUGUUUGCUGCUGUUGUUCUUGUGUGGGCCAUGGGCGGCUCGUAAAGUUUCGUAUUGGCAACAAACGAAGUGGAUCGCUAAAAGCGAAACUGUGCCACACAGAGUACACUUGUUGUUGUAUCUAUUUGUACGUGUAUGUAUAUAUCCUGCUAAAUGUAUUCAGACACACAUACAUACAUAUAUGUAUGUGUAUAUGUAUUUAGCCAACGAAAUAUGUUGGCACACAAAGUUUGACAACAGUAUGGCUUUGAACACGAAACCGUUAACAACACGACAGUGCGCCUAACAGAAUUUAAGAAAGACAAAAAGCCAACACACACAUUUGAGAAACCAAAAACAAAAACACACACGCAUAAGUAAAAGUCAAAACAGGCGAAUGAACUAACUCGCGAGUAACACAAUAAUAAAUAAAACAGAAAAACAGGAGUUUCGAGUGAAGGAAAUAGUUCAAACGUACAUAUGCAAAGUGACAAGCACAAUUUCUCAAAAUUGUAACAAUUUACCGUUUUUCAGCGUGUGUGUGUGUGUACUUAACUGUCAGUGUAUAUGUGUUUGAAGGCAACGCGACGACGAGUCCUCAGUGUUGAACUCCACGCUACUCCAGUUUCGAGCUGUGCAGUUCACGAUCAGCAGCCCAACUAUGGUGGCAUCGGCCGAUCCACAAAACAUAUUGAAAAAACUACAAAAGUACAAACAUUUAAAUGGCACGAAUUUGUUGAAACCACUACGCAAUAGAACACCGAUCUCCACAUCGAAAUAUGACAGCAACAGCAAUCACAAAGCAACAAUCGGUGCGAGUACACAACUCGCACACGAGUUUAAUAAUAUUGAGCCCACUGCAACACCGAAUGCGGCCAACUUAGUCGAGCAACGUGUUAAUAUCACAAAUAAUUUUAUAGAUUUACUACUAAAUCCCGAAUAUGUGGAACAAUUCACCGAAAUGAAUAACGAUCUAUUGCGCGCCUCAAAUGAAACGGUGUCCAAUGACUUAGAAAUGUCGGUAUCCAACCUCAAUGCAAAUCAAAUCAUCAUGUCACCUGCCGCGCUCACCAACCUCUACACACAAAACGACACCUUCUCACAACAGCAGGGACCGCCAAGCAAUCUCGUGGUGGAUACACUAUUGGGUUCAGUUAUGACGACCGCAACGGCCACGGUGACCGGUUCCUCGAAUGCGUUUCGUACUGAAGACCUGCUGCUCGAUCGCAUGCCAACGGAUGCGCAGAGUGGUGCUACGCUAACGAGCUUAUAUGCCAAUUUGUUGGCAGAUAUAUCACCAUCCUCCACUUUCAGCGCCGCCGCCAUCGAAACAAUGUCAACGGAAACAGUGUUGCUGCCGACUGCCGUCGACAAUGAUACGGUCUAUUGGGAACAUGGCGCGGCUGCUGACUUCGAUGUGCUCUACCGCCACUCGUUGGCGAUGACGAUUGUCUAUUGCUUCGCCUACAUUCUUGUCUUUCUGGUCGGUUUGGUGGGCAACAGCUUUGUGAUUGCCGUUGUAUUGCGGGCGCCACGUAUGCGUACGGUCACCAAUUAUUUUAUUGUCAACUUGGCGAUUGCUGAUAUAUUGGUGAUUGUGUUUUGUCUGCCCGCCACGUUGAUGAGCAACAUAUUUGUGCCCUGGAUGCUGGGCUGGCUGAUGUGCAAGACAGUGCCAUACAUACAGGGCGUUUCUGUGGCGGCAUCCGUCUACAGCCUAAUUGCCGUAUCACUGGAUAGAUUCAUUGCAAUCUGGUGGCCACUUAAGCAGAUGACAAAGAGUCGCGCACGUUUCAUGAUAUUCUGCAUCUGGCUGAUUGCCUUGAGCUCCACAAUACCCUGGCUCUUGUACUUUGAUCUUGUGCCGGCCGCAGAGUCCUUCCCGGCAGCGCCCAAUCUCUAUCUCUGCCAGGAAGUGUGGCCACCCGGUUCAAAUGGCAAUUUGUAUUUUCUACUCGCCCACUUGGUGGCCUGCUAUCUACUGCCAAUGUCUUUGAUAACACUGUGCUAUGUGUUGAUUUGGAUAAAAGUGUCCACGCGCUCGAUUCCCGGCGAUUCGAAGGAUGCACAAAUGGAUCGCAUGCAACAGAAGUCGAAGGUCAAAGUGAUCAAAAUGCUUGUGGCGGUUGUUAUACUCUUCGUGCUGUCUUGGUUGCCACUUUAUGUGAUUUUUGCCCGAAUUAAAUUCGGAGGUGAACUCUCGAACGAAGAAAGCGAAGUGCUCUACAAGGUGACACCGUUCGCACAGUGGCUGGGUUCUUCCAAUUCUUGUAUCAACCCAAUUUUAUAUGCAUUCUUCAACAAGAAGUAUAGACGUGGCUUCGCAGCUAUUAUACAAUCUCGUUCAUGCUGUGCACGUAUAAGAUAUUAUGACAACGUCGCCAUUGCCUCGUCCACCACCAGCACACGCAAGUCCUCGCACUAUCAUCAAAAUAGCUCACGCAAGAGUCCCAGCAGCCCCGGCUUACGCAAGACCAAUGCUGUCUCCUACAUUUACGAGCAUCAAUCACUGCGUCGCCAUCAUCACAACGCCAUGCUGAAGCAGGAUAGCAAUCUGUCACAGCAAAUGUUAUUGAAGCAGGACUCUCAUGGCUCGCGACAAUUUUUAAUUAAGCAAGAGAGCGCCUCUAGCGAUGGCUCACGUCGCAUGCUCUGCCAGCAGGAUAGUAAUGGUUCGAAAGUUUCACUCACCAAACAGGAUUCGAUAGUUUCGUAUAUGGAUGCCAGACGCAAUGGUUUGGAUAAAUGUCAGGACUCGUGCUCCACGCAAGACAACAUGUCGAUUGAUUCGCGACGCGGCACGAGCUUUAAAUUGGAUACACCACACAAUUAUGGUUCGCCCAGCACCAGCGCUGCCAUAUUGGAAUACAAGAGACAAAAGUUUGUCAAGCAAGACUCGGUGAUUUCAUUUGUGGAUCAAAGGCCUGAACCCCGACGCCAUCAGCUAGUUAAGCAAGAUUCCGUUAUUUCUUUCGCCGAUCAACGCCGAGGUGUACUCAACAAACAGGACUCUAUAAUUGCAUGUCACAAUCGCACGGGCGACGGCACAGGACAUCAUGUCUCGAUAUUAAAGAAAACAGAGGCUUCACUCGGCGGUGCGCUUGCAUCGCCCAGACGGAAUAUAGACAUUUUUGAGUAAUUUAAAGGAAUUUAGAGAAAUUACAAAAAAUAAAACAAAUAAAUAAAUAAAAUGCUAUGAAUUGCAUUGCAAAGGAAAUUUAGUCAACUACAAUAACAACAAAUU